Pseudopipra pipra is the source of this 3833-nucleotide messenger RNA. RefSeq names its product RAB39B, member RAS oncogene family (gene RAB39B). Gene Ontology annotation, cellular component: Golgi apparatus. The transcript is spliced from 2 exons. Lineage: Eukaryota; Metazoa; Chordata; Aves; Passeriformes; Pipridae. Gene Ontology annotation, biological process: vesicle-mediated transport; Rab protein signal transduction. The record is from RefSeq and is a predicted model, not a curated record. Bases 55 to 696 code for a protein of 213 amino acids. Gene Ontology annotation, molecular function: GTP binding; GTPase activity; myosin V binding.
CCGGGCAUGGGCGGCGCGGCGGCGGGCGGGCGCUGAGGGGCCGGCGGCUGCAGGAUGGAGGCGAUCUGGCUGUACCAGUUCCGCCUGAUCGUCAUCGGCGACUCCACCGUGGGCAAGUCCUGCCUCAUCCGCCGCUUCACCGAGGGGCGCUUCGCCCAGAUCUCCGACCCCACCGUGGGCGUGGAUUUCUUCUCCAGGCUGGUGGAGAUCGAGCCUGGCAAGAGGAUCAAGCUGCAGAUCUGGGACACGGCCGGGCAGGAGCGGUUCCGGUCCAUCACCAGAGCCUACUACAGGAACUCGGUGGGAGGACUCCUCCUCUUUGACAUUACAAACCGCAGGUCCUUCCAGAACGUCCACGAGUGGCUGGAGGAGACCAAGGUGCACGUCCAGCCCUACCAGAUUGUCUUUGUUUUGGUGGGCCACAAGUGUGACCUUGACACACAGCGGCAAGUGACCCGGCACGAGGCGGAGAAACUGGCUGCUGCUUAUGGUAUGAAGUACAUUGAGACCUCAGCUCGGGAUGCCAUUAACGUGGAGAAGGCCUUCACUGACCUGACUCGGGAUAUAUACGAGCUGGUUAAAAGGGGGGACAUUUCAAUCCAGGAGGGAUGGGAAGGGGUAAAGAGCGGGUUUGUCCCAAACGUAGUGCACUCUUCAGAAGAAGUGGUGAAGUCAGAUAGGCGGUGCUUGUGCUGAGCUCCUCUAGUGAGGCGAGUGGUGAUGAACUCUACUAACCAAACGUACUUUACUAAGCGAACUCGGUGUGACAGAGGGGAGAGCAACACUCCCGUUGGGAACAGCCUCCCACAUUGUUUUGGACACCAGAACAGAGCCCGGAAAGAAAUGUUCUGUUCCAAAUAACCUUUCAGAACUGGGGGCUAUAAACCUGAAGCAGAGUGAGUGAGGGUGCAUGUAGAUGUUGUAAGGAGACAGGAAGCAGAAAUGAGGGGCUGCACAAGACGGGAGAGAGUAUACAGAGAGCUGAAUGGGCUGGCACAUGGCAGGGUACUGUACAUGUCCUCUUUUAAGUAAAUCCAUAGCUCCCUGUUGGGUGUUGAAGCCACAGGAUGGAUACUUUACUAGUAUGACAAAUAGGCAGAAAGAGAGAAGGUAAGAGGACAUCUUUGUUUGUGUCAGCUGUUUAUUACCACCAGGAAGGUGUAAAGGCAGAUACCAUUUCCUCAUAAGGUCAGUUCCACAGGCAGAGUUUACUGACAUGGUAUGCACACAUCUGAGUUUCCUUUCUUAUGUUCUUGAACCUAGUUCGAUAGCAAAGAAUAUUCUGUGGGAUUUAAAAGAGGAAAACAGUAGUUAUGUGAUUGGUUAUUAAAAUUUAAAUUAUCCCCCUCCUCAAUAGUGCUUUUCUUGCUGUGCUGAACCAGGAGUCUGUGGCAACUCCUGCUGCUGUAGUGAUUAUUCAAUGCAUUUUUUUACGCAUUUACUGCCUAGGUGAGUACCUUGAAAGUACCCCAGGUUCAGGGCUUUCCAGUAGAAUUAAGUGAUCAAGAGCAUAAAGAGAGAACCAUGUCCUCAGGUCUUGUAUCUUAAGGCCAGGGUGCUGCAGCCUGGGGUGGGACAGACCAGUGUUUCUGUCUCACUAACAGCUCUGUACUGACCAGGUCACAGGGAGGAAUGGAAAGGAGGGAGGAAAGAAACAAACCCAACAAAAUAAACUUGAAAAGCUUAACUCAGGUGCAUCAGACAUUCUAAAAGGUGAGAUUUGCUUUUAAAGAAGUUAAAUAGCAUGGAAAGCAACAGCUUCCAUCUGUACUUUCUGCUGUUGAGGUGUCUCUUUCUUGGCCUCUGUGGAAGAGAACUGGCACUGGGAAGGUGGAGCACACAGCAGGAGUGUCUGAGCAGGUGGAAAAGAAAGCCACAAACAUGCUCAAGAGUAAAAUUUGUUUUCCUCCAUGUUUUAGUUUGACAAAAGAGGAUCCAUCUCAGGUUGGCCAUCAUGGGAUGGCAGCCGUGUUACAAAGGCAGGAUGAAGGCGGAUGUUUUCUGGGAAUGCCAUUCACCACUUAGAAGCUUUGCUUCUGCCAAGUUUUAACUCAAGCUUUUGAAGUGCAGCAGGGUGACUGUGCUCCUGUAGCAAACUAGGGAAGUUCAGCCUAUUGAGCAAACAAACAAAACUAGAGUGACUUUUUUACUCGCGUUUGCAAGCUUUCUACACCAAACUGCAGUGGCCAAGAGGAGGGGAUUAGGUAAAAACCACAGGAAGCAUCUAGUGUUUGAUUUUAGGCCUCUGAGUAGAGAAGAAUAAAAUACUUUUUCCAGCUUUUUAAUUUACCCCAUCUAUAGAAGUGUGGGUCUUGAUUGCUGUUGAGUUCAGACUGUUUCUGCCUUUGAACCUGUUCUCACAGUUUGCAGCAGCACAUGGGUGGGUCUGCACUGAGAAAAACACCCUGUGGUUUCUGUAUUGAAGCUGAAAAAACCCAACCCAACAACCCAAACCCUGAACACUUUUAUUUUCAGUGUUCUAGGAACAAUUUCGGUUCCUGGGCUCUGCAGGGGAGCAGCAACACUGCACCUUCUGGGAGGGCAAUAGGGAGCAAAUGCAAGGAGGGGAGAGGGCAGCAAUGGCCUGGUGCUUUUCAGUGAGCUUGUCACUGCUUGUAUAGGCUGUGAAAGUAUCAAACACCUCGUUUGGUACCCACUGAAUGCCAGGCACAGUCACUUGUGGUUGAGUUCCUUGAAGAUUAAAAAAAAAAAUAAAAAAAUCCCAUUAUAAAAUCUGUUUGUAGGUGAGCAGAGCUGGAGAGGAUGGAUACAGGGAGCGCUGCAGGAGCUUGGCUGAUGCCCGGGCAGAGUGUGGGGUUUGCUCAGACCAGGUCAGUCAGUUGCAUUUUCACAAAGGAAAGGACAGACACCUACCAAAGGGUCAUUUUCUUCAUGGAAAACCCACCAAGCAGCCACUUUGGCUUUUCAGGAGCCAGCUGGUCAUGAGGUGUGUUAUGGGGAUGCAGCAGCCCCAGGGGCAGAGCUGGUGUGUGACAUGAGGGGCAGUAAGGAGCUGGGUAAGUCAGGACUUGGAUCAAAUGACAUUUUAGCAAUAGUAAAAUUCAGUAAUUCCCUGUGCGAGAACCUGGCCAGAGGGGAAAGAUCACCUUUCAUGAGACAGCCAAUAUUUUAUUUAAUGGGUUUUGGAUGUUCCCCUUUACUGCUCCCAGGGAGAAAUUCCAGAAAGCCUAAGCCAGUAAGUACAUUCAGGCCUUCAGAGUAAAUCUUCAAUUUAAAAACAGAAGUGUCACAAUUCUAAAGAGGAACAGUACAGAAGAAAAUGUACACAGUCUUAACUACUUAGAGGUAAUAAAUUGUUAUAUUAAAUGAUAGAGAAAUCAUUAUCUACAUCUUUUUCUAAUUCCUUGCAUUUUCUAGACAGCUUAUUAAAAUAUAGAAAAUGUAGAUUCAUCUGUACAAAAUUUGGAAUGUUUUUUCUAAGAUGAAGAACUUAUAGGAUAUGCUACGAAUUCUUUUCUAACAACUGGUUUUAAUGCUUUGACUUAGAGGGACUUCGAGAUAUCAGAAGGUGACACCUUUCACAGGAUAAAGGUCAGGAGCUCUUAUACUCUAGGACAAAAAGAGAAAAAAAAAUGAAAAAGCUAACUUUCUGUGGUCUCUGCCACAUGUUAAAAACAAUCUGCAUGUUAGACUGAACUUGCUCAGAACCUCCAGAAUAAAAGCGUACUAUCCACUGUCCUCGCUUUGUUAUGCACUGUAACGAAAUGUGAAAAUAACGCUGUAUUUAGCUGUCUGUCUGUGACUGAAAACAUGCUUGUAUUUAGCAAAAUGGUUACUACGUGAUAAUGUGAAAUUCAAAACUUGUAAAGAAA